Psilocybe cubensis is the source of this 1122-nucleotide messenger RNA. RefSeq lists its product as uncharacterized. The record is from RefSeq and is a predicted model, not a curated record. The transcript is spliced from 10 exons. Gene Ontology annotation, cellular component: mitochondrion. Lineage: Eukaryota; Fungi; Basidiomycota; Agaricomycetes; Agaricales; Agrocybaceae. Gene Ontology annotation, molecular function: isocitrate dehydrogenase (NAD+) activity. Gene Ontology annotation, biological process: isocitrate metabolic process; tricarboxylic acid cycle. The coding region runs from base 1 to 1122 and encodes 373 amino acids.
AUGUUGCGCAACGCCCUCGCCAACGUUUCCCGCCCUCUUGUCGCCCAAGCGAGGACGGCCACCACCCUUUCGGCUGGUUUCCCAAAAAUUAUUGACCGACCUUCCACAAAGUAUGGAGGCGUCUACACCGUUACGUUAAUUCCCGGUGACGGUAUCGGUGCAGAAAUCACAGACUCGGUCAAGGAGAUCUUUGAGUAUGUCAAUGCCCCCAUUGAAUGGGACCAGUAUGACGUUUCGGGAAUGUCGUCCUCUGGCGAGGCCCUUUUCAAGCAAGCCAUGGAUAGCUUGAAGCGCAACCGUGUCGGUCUCAAGGGUAUCCUUUUCACGCCCAUCUCCCAGUCUGGUCAUAUUUCGUGGAAUGUUGCUAUGCGCCAGCAGCUGGAUAUCUAUGCCUCCGUGGUCUUGUGCAAAUCUCUCCCUGGUUUCCCCACCAGGCAUAACAACGUCGACUUUGCCAUCAUUCGUGAGAACACGGAAGGUGAAUACUCUGGCCUGGAGCACCAGAGUUAUCCCGGUGUUGUCGAGAGCUUGAAGGUUUCCACCAAAGCCAAGGCCGAGCGUAUUUCGCGAUUCGCCUUCGACUUUGCCCUCAAGAACAACCGUAAAAAAGUCACUUGCGUACACAAAGCCAACAUCAUGAAACUUGGUGACGGUUUGUUCCUUAACACGUUCCGUCGCGUUGCUGAGGAGUACAAGUCGUCUGGCAUUGAGUUCAACGACAUGAUCGUUGACAACACUUCUAUGCAACUUGUUGCCCGUCCUGGUCAAUUUGACGUCAUGGUCAUGCCCAACUUGUAUGGCGCCAUCGUUUCCAACAUUGGUGCGGCGCUUGUCGGAGGACCAGGUAUUGUCCCAGGUUGCAACGUUGGCCGUGAAUACGCCCUCUUUGAGCCUGGAUGCCGUCACGUUGCUUCUGACAUCAUGGGUACCAAUCGUGCUAACCCCACUGCAAUGAUCCUCAGCGCAACUAUGAUGCUUCGCCACCUUGGUCUGGACAACCUGGCAAAUAGCAUUGCCAGUGCAACAUUCGGUGUCAUUAACGAGGGCAAAGUUCGCACUGCUGACAUGGGCGGCUCGGCUUCUACAUCCGACUUUACUGCUGCUAUCAUCAAGAAGUUAUAA